AUGCACCAGACCAUCCGACUGACCACCGAGAACCCAAAAAUGUCUGCCUGCAGUGACUUUGUGGAGCACAUCUGGAAGCCCGGGUCCUGCAAGAACUGCUUCUGCUUGCGGAGCGACCACCAGCUGGUGGCCGGCCACCCCCAGUCCAGAGCAGGCAGCCUGCCCCCUCCGUCCCGCCAGACCCUCAGGCCUGAGCUCUGCCGCCUAGAAGAUGAGGGUGUGAACAGCUUGCUCUACUCCAAACCCACCAUCGCAGUGAAGCCCACCAUGAUGAGCUCUGAGGCCUCUGAAAUGUGGAUGGAGACCGGUGUGACCGCUGAAGUCACGAAGGCCACCUGGAGACUAGCACCGAGCAAGCUUCCACUCCCGAAGCAAGAUGACAUGUCAAGAGUUUACCCAAGCAGCUUCCGUGGUGCCCCGAAGCCUGGUAGUCCCUCUGUGCCUACAGAAGGCGGCCCUCGCUGUCCCCCCGCAUAUGCCGUGGUUGGCCUGCACAGUCUGGAGACCCGGGGAGAGAGGAGCAUCACCUAUCAUCCCGUGAAUUUUCCCAGUGACAAGGGCGGGCGAGAGGGAAAACCCACAUUACCUCACCAAGAGCUGACCUCUCAUCAGGAGACCUUCCGCCAGAAACUGGCCACCUUUGCAGAGAUGUCAUCCGGCUGCACCAAGGGCCCUGCAACCUUCUUCUCUCCACAGCCCCUGCGGGAAUCCCUGCCUUCAGAGGAUGACAGUGAUCAGAGGUGCUCGCCCUCAGGGGACAGUGAUGGGGGAGAGUACUGCUCCAUCCUGGACUGCUGCCCUGAGGGCCCUGCUGCCAAGGACACCUUGCCAGCCGAGGGUUCCGGGAGCCGACAUGGGAGGGAGGACUGCCCGCCAGCAUGCUGGAACCAGACUGCGUGUGCUGGGUCCUCUGAGGAGGACAAGCGGGUGCUGGGCUUUCCGAGGGACUGCUGUCCCCAAGACGCAGCAGAGCAUCCCUCCCGCCUGGGGCUCAAGAAGGCAUCCCUUACCUCAGAGGCCGCCAGCUCUUCAGAUGGCAUCUCUUGUGGGAGCAGCAGCAGUGGCACCAGUAGCCCCUUUGCCCCCCAUCUCGAGAGCGAUUACUGCUCCCUCAUGAAGGAGCCCGUCCUGGAGAAGCAGCAAGAAACAGGCUGCCAUUUGGUGAACUCUAACAGAUGCCUUACACAGUCUGGGGGUGCCCAGCCCCCAGGACCCUCCGGGGAGUCUGGGCAACCUGAACCCAUCUAUGCUGAGAGUACCAAGAGGAAGAAGCCGGGCCCAGCACCAUCCAGACCCCAGACCAAGGCAGAACAGGCAGUACCUGCUCAGGGCCAAGGCCAGGUACGGACAGGUAAUGCUUGGGCUCAGAAAACAGCAGGUGCCUGGGACAGGGACGGCCCUGAUAUGGCCACCCAGGUGGCAGCCACCAUCACCGUCAUAGCUGCCCAUCCGGAAGAGGAUCACCGGACAAUAUGCCUGAGCAGCCCUGACUCAGCAGUGGGAGUACAGUGGCCACGAGGACCUGUGAGCCAGGAAUCCGAGGCAGGUGAAGGGGAAACAUCAGCUGGGCAGGGGCUGAGCUCCAGGGACAGCCACCGUCAUGAUGUAGGUGAAAAUACGCCCAAAGGCAGGCCUGCCAUUCCCCCUAAGCUGUCCAAGAGUAGCCCUGGAGGGUCCCCUGUGUUACCAUCUGCCUCCCCAUUAGCUGACCUCAGCGAGGGCAGCUCUAGCAAAGGUGUUGGGAGUCAGUCUUCAUCCAGAGGCCCUGUUGACCCUGCCUCCUCCUGCCGUACAAAUGGUAUUACCACCAGUGACUCUGUCAGGUGCCCGCCCUCCAUCGUCACCACUGUCCCCACCCUGGACCAAAGGCGGCCCAGGUACCAGACUGGUGCCUGGAAUCGUCAGUGCCGAAUAGAAGAAGAGGAGGAGGUGGAACCGGAAUUGGUGAGUCAAACCUGGGGAAAAGAAAUGGAAAAUGGCAACUCGGAUUCCUCACACUCCUCCACUUGGCACCGUCUCCACCCAGUAGAUGGCUCCUCCAGACCAAACAGCAAAGCUGGGACUGGAAUGAGUAAAUCAGCCUCUUUUGCCUUUGAGUUCCCCAAGGACAGAAGUGGAAUUGAGGCAUUUUCACCUCCACCCCCACCUCCAAAGUCGAGGCACCUUUUGAAAAUGAACAAGAGCAGCUCUGAUUUGGAAAAAGUGAGCCAGGGCUCAUCAGAGAGCCUCAGCCCAUCCUUCCGGGGCGCCCACGUCAGCUUCACCACCGGCUCCACCGACAGCCUGGCCUCGGACUCCAGGACCUGCAGUGAUGGAGGGCCGUCCUAUGAGCCAGCUCACUCACCCACCAGCAGUGGGAAGAAGCUCUUUGCUCCAGUCCCAUUCCCUUCAGGCUCCACUGAGGAUGUGUCUCCCAGUGGUCCCCUGCAGCCCCCUCCGCUUCCCCAGAAAAAGACUGUAAGCAGGGCGGCCUCUUCCCCAGAUGGCUUCUUCUGGACCCAAGGCUCCCCCAAGCCAAGAGCCACGAGUCCCAAGCUGAACCUCAGCCACUCCGAAACCAACGUCUGCGUCCGCGAAGAGUCUCAUUUCAGCUCCUCAGGCUCAGGGACCCGCCACCAUCAUGUCUUCUCCUCCGAGCCCCUGGAGAAAGCUGUCAAGGGCAAUGGUCACUGGGCCCCUGCGGCAGGACUAGCAGGCAACAAGAGAGGCUGUGGGAGCCCCAGCCUCCAGGGCAAAGGGCCCGCCUCCGCCUCGUCCUCCCAGCUGAGCGUGUCCAGCCAGGUCUCCACCGCCAGCUCCCAGCUGCAGCUGCACAGCCUCCUAAGCAGCAUCAGCAGCAAGGAGGGCACCUACGCCAAGAUGGGGGUGCUCUUCGCCCAGUCCCUGCUCCGCCUCGUAGCCAAGUGUGAGGACCUCUUCAUGGGUGGCCAGAAGAAGGAGCUUCACUUCAACGAGAACAACUGGUCACUCUUCAAGCUGACCUGCAACAAGCCCUGCUGCGACUCCGGGGAUGCCAUCUAUUACUGCGCCACCUGCUCCGAGGACCCCGGCAGCACCUAUGCUGUGAAAAUCUGCAAAACCCCUGAGCCCAAAGCCGCCUCGUACUGCAGCCCUUCUGUUCCCGUGCACUUCAACAUCCAGCAGGAUUGUGGCCACUUUGUCGCCUCUGUGCCCUCCAGCAUGCUUACGUCUCCUGAUGUGCCCAAGGACCCGCUGUCUGCCCUCUCUUCCCACGCCCCUGCCCAGGAGCAGGACUGUGUGGUGGUCAUCACCCGCGAGGUGCCCCACCAGACCGCUGCUGACUUUGUGCGGGACUCCGCCAACAGCCAUCAGACGGAGCCUGAGGUUUAUGAGCGGCGCGUGUGCUUCCUGCUGCUGCAGCUCUGUAAUGGGCUGGAGCAUCUCAAGGAGCACGGGAUCAUUCACCGGGACCUGUGCUUGGAGAACCUUCUGCUCGUGCAUUGCAACCCUCAGGCCUCCCAGCCAGCCACGCCCAGCAAGCCUCCUGCCGCCCCGAGCCAGCUUUCCUCUGCUCCCACCUCCAGUGCCCCUCCUGUCACCACUGCUACUGCCUCUGCUGCUACUCCUUCCACUUGCCCCUCCACCACCCCAGCUAAUGUUCCCACCAGCCUCCCAACUGCCCCCACCUGUCAGGGAGUUCCAGGGGAGAAGCACUUGCCCCGGCUCAUCAUCAGCAACUUCCUGAAGGCUAAGCAGAAGCCAGGUGGCACCACCAACCUGCAGCAGAAGAAGAGCCAAGCCCGCCUGGCCCCCGAGAUCGUGUCUGCCUCCCAGUACCGCAAAUUCGAUGAGUUUCAGACAGGCAUCCUCAUCUAUGAGCUGCUCCACCAGCCCAACCCGUUUGAGGUGCGAGCCCAGCUGCGGGAACAGGACUACCGGCAGGAAGACUUGCCCCCACUGCCCAGCCUGUCCCUCUACUCACCAGGCCUGCAGCAGCUCGCCCACCUGCUGCUGGAAGCCGACCCCAUCAAACGCAUUCGUAUAGGUGAGGCCAAGCGGGUGCUGCAGUGCUUACUGUGGGGGCCCCGGAGGGAGCUGGUGGAACAGCCGGGCUCACCCGAGGAGACACUGUGUGGCACCCUGCAGAACUGGAUCGACAUGAAGCGGGCCCUCAUGAUGAUGAAGUUUGCAGAGAAGGCCGUGGACCGCCGGCGUGGGGUGGAGCUGGAAGACUGGCUCUGCUGCCAGUACCUGGUGUCCACCGAGCCCGGAGCCCUCCUCCAGACGCUGAAGCUCCUGCAGCUUCUCUGA
Molecule: messenger RNA, 4272 nt
Organism: Elephantulus edwardii (Cape elephant shrew)
Lineage: Eukaryota; Metazoa; Chordata; Mammalia; Macroscelidea; Macroscelididae
Gene: PRAG1
Product: tyrosine-protein kinase SgK223-like
Exons: 5
Coding region: 1-4272 (1423 amino acids)
Biological process (GO): protein phosphorylation
Molecular function (GO): protein kinase activity; ATP binding
Source: RefSeq, a predicted model, not a curated record